Anopheles funestus (African malaria mosquito) is the source of this 10441-nucleotide messenger RNA. RefSeq names its product nipped-B protein (gene Nipped-B). The coding region runs from base 641 to 7819 and encodes 2392 amino acids. Gene Ontology annotation, molecular function: chromatin binding. The transcript is spliced from 17 exons. Gene Ontology annotation, cellular component: Scc2-Scc4 cohesin loading complex. The record is from RefSeq and is a predicted model, not a curated record. Gene Ontology annotation, biological process: establishment of protein localization to chromatin; regulation of gene expression; replication-born double-strand break repair via sister chromatid exchange. Lineage: Eukaryota; Metazoa; Arthropoda; Insecta; Diptera; Culicidae.
UUCGCCAUUUUCGUUUCGGAACGAGAGCAAAAAAAGCCUACCCGUUCGGAAAAACGGGAUCACGGCUUGUGAAAGAAAACGGUGAAAAUUGAUCGAGAUCAGGCGUAAAUAGUGAGCCAGGGUGGUCGUCAGUAGCCGCGUACGGUCGGUGAAGUGUGUUUUUUUUGUUAGUUUCGUUUUCCGUCGAUUUGCGUGUUUUUUUUCGCGUAGUGGUGCAGCAGCAGCAGCAGCACAGUAUCAUUCAUCAUCAUCAUCAUUACGACCACCACCAUCAUCAUCGUCGCAGCAGCAGCAGCAGCAGUAGCAAAAGAAACAACGGCAUCGACACUUAUCGGUAGUCGUGACUUUUCCUGUGAUCCUUACGUGGAUGCAGAAGCGAUCCAGUGAGGCGAUGUGAAAAGAUGCUAUUUCCUUGCAUCCGCCGCGGUGUGGCAGCAGUCACGCAGGAACGGAACAAUUUAUUAGACAUACUCCUGUGCGUCCAUACACAUCGCAACGAAAGAAGCGCGCGUGGUUAAUUCAAAUCCGGCAAUUGUUUAGACCAGGAAGCUAUUGAAUAUAAUCUGUAUACAUUUACACCAGAAAACCGGCCCGAAAUUCUAGUUUUGUUUCUACAUACGUCUCGUCACCAGCAGUAGCAAUGAGUGAUCGAGAUGUUCCAAGCGUUCCAAUAACCACACUUGCUGGUCUUACCAGUCUUUCUGAUCUGCUGAGCGAACUUCCCAUCUCAGAUUCGCUGUCCGUAUCCGCGUCGCUAAACCGUUCGCUUCUGUUCCACCCUCGAGUGGCCGAGGAAGCGAACAAUCUGCUGGCCACAAGGGAUGACGCACUAACCGCACAACUCGUUACCGCUAUCGAACAAACCAAUUCCGAUAGCAUAGAACUGAAGGACCAGUAUCCACAACCUGCUGCACCUGCCAAUGGGGUACCAAUCGACGGGCCAUCGCUGUUGCAGGCGAUUCACUCCAGCAGGCCAAACGUCUUCAAAAGCCCCUACAAUCCGCAAAUCCACCAAAUGUUCAGCAGUGCUGUUGCGUUAGGGGUUGGAAAUCAGCAACAGUUGGUGGCGCAGCAGCAAAAAAUAACUCCAACAUCACAGACACAGUUUUACAAUCUUCCCAACGAAAGCUAUACAAAUCUGGUGCAAUUACAACAAACGUAUACGAAUCAGCAACAAGUACCAAUCGAGCAAUUUCAAUCGGUGUUUCAAAAUCAAAAUGACAUGCAGCAGCUGCAGCAGCAGCAACUUCACCAUACACAGCAGACUAUCCCUAACGUACAGCAACAGCAGCAGCAUCAGUUACUGCCACAGCAAACACAGCUUCUUCAACAGCAGUUUCAAUUUGCCGCCGACCCGAAUCACAUAAUCCCUUCGCCACAAGCCACUAUCAUACGAGGACAGGCGCAAAAUGUUCUAGGCAAUUCCUUUCCCACCCUUUCAUCCCAAACGCCCACAACUGCAGUAAUGAUCGGGCAGCAACCGAUCGGUGCACAACUGCAUCAACAGGUGAUUAAUAUACAAAAUGUUCCAUACUCGUCCAAUUCUGCAGAAAACAGCCAACUGCAGCAGCAGCAACAACAACAACUCUUCCAACAGCAGCAACAGCAACAACAACAACACAAUCAAAAUGUGAUCGUUUCUCAUGCGUCCAAUAUCGUGCAAGAUCAAUCCUUGCCCGCAUUGGAUCCGCAUCAAAGUGUGAUCCAACAGUCCGCAUCCUACACAACUGCAAUCCAUCCGAUUGGUUCAUCAGCGGUGGUUUCAGCGCCUCCCGGUAAUCAGGCGGUGUCACAGGCGACUAUGUUGCAACAAAAUCACUUAAUCCCACAACAACAACAGCACCUAAAUGUGAUAAAUCAAACGAAUAAUAAUGUACACAGUGCCUCAACCCAACAGCACCAAUAUUCGCAACAGCCGCAGCAGCAGCAGCUGACAAAUCACACCCUAUUGCCGCAAGGGCAACAGUUAUCGCAAUCUCAACAGCAGCAGCAUCAGCAAUCUCAUCUAAACAACGGCAGCCCUGCCGUGGCCGUCUCUACUGGAAUGAAUCAUCAGCAAGCCCUCUACCAGCAGCAAUCGAUGCCACAUCAGCAGCAGCAGCAACAGCAGCAAUACACCAAUGCUGCUAACCUUGCGAAGCUUCCAGAAACGGCACCACGGAACAACGAAUAUUUGCAGCAGCAGCAAAGUAAAAACCUGGAUGCCCGAGGUCGACCGUCCCCGGCGCAAGGCAGCACUGCUCCCGAAACGGUUAACACGUCAACAUCACUGAACAUGCAGCAGCAUCACCAGGGCGGAGCCAUGAAAGGUCCACAACAGGCGCAAACGGCCGGUGCGCAUCGAUAUCCUACUCCACUGUUGGGUCCCAACAAACCGAGACCUCCGGGAGCUGGUGGUGGCGGUGCUAGUCAACAAUCGAAUGCUACCACACCUGCCAUACGUCCGAUCGGUGUUAGUGGAGCGUUGAUAAGCAAUGCGUCCACUGUGGCGACGAAUCGUCUCCCCGUACAAUCGCCUGCUGUCCCGGCAUCCCAAUCGAGCAGUAGUACAGCGGCCACAGCCCGGCCAGCUCCUGCGAAACCCCAGAUCGACACAAAGCAUCUGUUGAACCGUCUGAUACCGCUGAGCGAAGUGGACACAUUGAAGCUACCCAAAGUGAUCGUUGGGUCGGAACGGCUUACCGAAAAGCACACCCAAAUGUUGCUUGCAGAAGAAGGUCUAAAGAAGUUUGUAGCCGAAGAACCGAAAAUGGCCGCCAAGAUGGGACUGGAGAAAAAGUCCUUCGAUCAGAUAUUCAGCAAAAUGAAAGAAGAAACACGUGUAACUUGGGCAACCAAACGGAAGGCACAGGAAAAGAUCGAAGAAAACCCGGAGGACUAUCUGAGCAAACCGAAGGUAAGACGGGUGGAAAGGCCGGCGGCACCGGUGGUGAAAAAACUCAGCAAGGAAGAGCUGAUGGCCACCAACACCUACCAACGGUUCGUUUCGUUGAUGAACAAAAUUUUCGAUCAGCUCGACGAAACGGAAACACCUACCAUGGAGGAAGGCGACGAGCAGUAUGAAUGCAUUCCUACGGGUCUGCUCAACAGCAUUAGUGCCGAAGCGGCGAAACUAAAGUUGCGAAAUGCGAUCGAUGCAAUACCCGAAAACAAGCUAACCUUGCUCAUUACGUACGCAAUGCGGUCUAUCCAUUCGGCAAAGAAUCUGAGCGGAUCUGAGCUACAGGACGAUUUGGUUGGGGACGAGUGCAUCGAGAAGAUUUUGAACGCUGUCGAGGCGUCCCUACUCAUUUGCUGUCUGUACACGAGCAAAAACACGAAAUUUCUCCAGGAGGAUAACAUCGACGCCAUCAUCAAGUUUGUGCAAUUUCAGCUACGAGAAACGAUUUUCGCUUCGUACGAUCCCGUUUAUUCGGUGGAAACGAAAAGGAAGGCCGGUGAGGGCAAGAAGAAAAAAGCGGUCACGUACCAGCAGAAAGGAAUAACGAUGCUGUACACGAAAACGGUCGAACUGUCCAAGCAGCUGGUAACGAUGUUUGAGCUGUUUCAUUUUGUCGAUACGAUCGUAAUACACGCGUCAUCGCUCGGCGUGGAACCGUUUUUCGUGGACAAUAUUGAAACACUGCAGUUCGUUUGUCUGGAUCUGGUAACGACGAUCUUUCAGAACGAAAAGUACGCACACCAUCGGAGAAACAUCGUGUCGGACAUACUGACGUCGUUCGAUCGGUUACCGCACUCGAAACGCAACUUGCGACCAUACAAGCUUGUGAACAACGGUGGCAACAUACAAAUGAUGACGGCGCUGGUGCUGCAGCUCAUUCAGUCUUCUGUCAUCUUGCCUGAAACACUCACACCGGAGAGUGCGAACGCCGUUAGUACGAAACAGCGGGCCAAUAAUGCAAACAAUGCGGAUGAUGGGACGGCCGGUGGUAGUGGGAAAAGCACGGAUCUGUUCAUUUUCGGCAAGUACAACACGGCACUGAGCAUUGGUGGUAACUUUCUGACAACCUUUCUGGACAAAUGCAAAAGCCGCUCGAAUGAAACCGAUUUCCGUCCACUGUUCGAAAACUUCAUCCACGAUCUGCUGACGACGGUUAACAAACCGGAAUGGCCGGCCGCCGAACUGCUGCUCAGUCUGCUCGGCACGAUGCUGGUGAAGAAAAUGUCAGAUAAGGGCGUGGAGCAAUCGAUAAGGGUGGUGUCGCUGGAGUAUCUUGGCAUCGUGGCAGCUAGGUUACGGAAGGACACUGUGGAAUCGCGUUGUAAGGUGAAAACAAUGGACACCCUCAUCAAGUAUAUUAAGAUCGAACAGGAGAAGGAAGGCGACGAGCCGCUGAACAACAGUAAGUUCCAGCUGGACGAGGAGGAAGAACGGACGGAAUUUUUGCAGAAGAUUUUGCUCGACUUUCUCGCUGUGAACGCGCACGAAGGCAACGUGGUGUGGAACCAUGCGCGUCACUUUUACAUCACACAGUGGUAUCGGGAUUUGAUGCAGCGCAAGAAAAAGAUUGCCGAGGGCGAGAAAGGGUACGCAUCGCGGAAGAAGGCUGCAGCGAAAAAGAGGAAAAAAUAUCAAAGCGACUCGGACGGAUCGGACGGGGCGGACGAUUCGGACGGCGACGAUGGUAACAUUCGCGAGGGCCAGGUCGAUCAGGAGCUGAACAGUGAAAUCUUCCGAAUGCUGGACACGCGGAAGCAAUACUAUCUGAGUCAGGUGACACCGUUCGGGCGGAACGCAAGUGGUCGAUCCGGCGGUGGCGGUCCGGUCGGUGGAAAUUACGAGAUUAAAACCUAUAUCGACUACAGCAAUGCGAACCUGAUUGCGCAGUAUUUGGCAAGCAAACGGUCUUUCUCGCAAAGCUACGAUAAGUAUUUGCAAAAGAUCAUUCUUGUCGUGCGAGAACCGGUGGUCGCGAUACGGACACGAGCAAUGAAAUGUCUCGCCAACAUUGUGGAGGUGGAUCAGCUCGUUCUCGCUCGAAAGGAUAUGCAGAUGGGUGUGCAGCAAAAGCUGCUCGAUACGGCUAUUUCGGUGCGCGAAGCGGCUGUGGAUCUGGUCGGAAAGUACAUCCUUUCCGAUCACGAACUUAUUGAUCAGUAUUACGAAAUGAUUUCGCAACGAAUACUGGAUACGGGCGUUUCGGUACGGAAACGGGUAAUCAAAAUCCUUCGAGACAUUUGCAUAGAGUAUCCGGCGCACGAUAAAAUACCAGACAUUUGCGUUAAAAUGAUCCGACGAGUGAACGACGAGGAAGGGAUCCAGAAGUUAGUCAUGGACGUGUUCAUGACGAUGUGGUUUACGCCGUGCAAUGACAAUGAUAAGGCUGCGAUGGAUAGAAAAAUUACUCAGAUUAUAGAUGUCGUCUGUUCGUCGCACGAAACGGGGACUCAAGGUUUUGACGCCUUACUUAAAACGAUAUUUGAACCAAAAGAGAGUAAAGAUGAUUCGAAACUUAAGAAAGAGAUUCCUAAAACCUUGAUCAAAGCCUGUCAGCAGAUUGUAGAUGGUUUAGUGGAGGCAACGAUGCGACUGGAAGGAGCAGAGAAUACGCGGCUGGUAGGAUGCAUCACAGCGUUGCAUCUAUUCGCGAAAAUUCAGCCCCAGCUGCUAGUAAAUCAUGCAAUCUCGUUGGAACCGUAUCUGAAUAUGCGUUGCCAGAACCAGAUUAUCUCGAAAUUUAUCAGCUCGAUAGCAGAAAUUCUUGAGCAGGUCGUUCCGCUGAUGGAUCAUCCGAGUGAGGUAUUUCUAGCCGACCUUGAGUCACAUCUGAUGAUGUUAAUCGUCACCCAAAGCCGUACUAUCGUGUUGAGUUGUGUUUCUUGCUUGUCUACGGUUGUAAACAAAAUCACAAAGAACUACAAACUGAUUCGGGAUUGCUUUUCCAAACUGUACUAUAAAGGUCUAGUAUCCAUCAAAGACAAGCUUGCAACGGAUUCAUCGAUUCCCAUCGAACAGUACUUCCGGCCACAGUUCCGACGCAGCAUAUUUACGGUAGGUUUGAUUAUGCGAUACUUUGACUUCCGGCUGCCAGAAGUCUACGGUGCGCCUAAAAGCGGUGAAGAUUCCUCCAGUCAAGGCUCAACCCUACCAGCCAACAUAUGUGAGGACGUGUUCGCAACACUGGCAUUUUUCCUUUCCUGCGACCAUAGUGAAAUAUGCAAGGAAGCCCUAACCUCGAUGGGUAACUUUUGUGUAAAAAACUACGAAUAUCUGAUGAAAGUGGAGCUGCGAGAUUAUUACAAUUAUCUCCUCACGCAAGAUAAAGUACUGACGGACAUGAAAAUAACGGUGCUGAAAAAUAUUCUCAUGUAUCUUACGGAGGCGGAAAAUCAAAUGGUGCGGAACGAUAAGGAAUGGUCGAAACAAUCGAAAACGGAAGAUCUGAAGGAAAUGGGUGACGUGUCGUCUGGCAUGGCGAGUCGUGUGAUACAGAUUUACCUGAAGGAGAUACUGCGCAGCUUUCUGCACCGGGACUACGGUGUGCGGAGUUGGGCGAUGCGGGUCGUCGAGAUAGUCCUGCGGCAAGGGUUGGUCCAUCCAGUACAAAUAGUUCCUUACCUUAUAUGCUUAAGUACAGAUCCGGAAAAAGAGGUGGCACACAGUGCAGACAGACAUUUGCAGGAGAUCGAUAAGCAGUAUCCAGGCUUUGUAAAUAUGAAAUCUAACGCCGGUAUGCAAUUGUCGUACGAGCUGCAGGAAUUGUUGCAGCGGCGGGACGAGAGCAGCAUUGUGCGGGGCUACCGGGUCAGGGACCCGCAAGAGCCUCCUUCGGCCAUGAACGGGUUCCUGUACGCACAGCUACGAGGUACGAAACCGCAGCGGCGUGGAUUGAUACAAUCGAUCACGAAGCAAUUCGAUGAAGGCAAAAUCAGUCUACGGCAAAUGUUGUAUCUGGCGGAUAAUCUUGCCUACUUCCCGUACGCCGUACAAGAGGAGCCUUUGUUCAUUAUCCAUCACAUUGAUGUGCUUAUCUCUGUGACGGGCACGAAUUUGCUAGCGACGUUCCGUGAAGGAUUGAAGCCACUGCCAGGAACCGAAGCAAAUACGGAACCGAAUGCACAAAAUCCCCUCGAAGACGAUGAUGAUGAUGACCAAGAAGCAAUAUUGAAUCGACUUCCAGAAGAUACUUCCGAUUUGGAAAGUUGUAUACGGUCAGCUCAAGGUUGCAUGCUGCUCUUAAUACUCAAACAACAUCUAAAGGAUAUUUACGGUAUCACAGAUAGCAAAAUAUCGCGGUACUCUCCAUCGGAAUCUGGCAAAAUCUACGACAAAGCCAUUCAACGAAGAUCCAACUCAUUGUUCGAUCCCAAGUCAACAAUUACGUUACUAAAGGAAAACCGCAGCACUGCUGGUGCCAAGACCGAACAGGAACGAAUCGAACUGGUGCAACGAUACUUAGACUUCAAACAGCUGAUGCUGAGGCUAGAUCCGGACGAUCCGGACUUGCUGGAUGAGGAUGAAAAACCAAACUCGGUCGCCGGAACACCGGUGAAACAAGCCCCGGUUGCUGCAUCGGCAUCCACCCCUCAUAAUCACACAACAGACGGAACAAGCAAUAACGUACACGUGAAUAACGUGAACAGCACUGCCGGCGGCCCUAUGCCGGUUUCGCAACAGAAUGAUUAUAGCAAUCGAUCGUCUUACCACGGCGUCGUCAGUAAUGUGCCGAAGACACCGAAAACGCCAUCAAAUCGGCAGCUGGCGUCGGCGGCAACACGCAAAUCAACUGUCGGUGCGCGCAGUGCUAAGAAGAAGAAACGAAAAGCGUCCAGUUCCGAGGAGGAGGAAAGUGAUGCCAGCGACGAUGAUUACGAUUAAGAGCGUAACUCAUCUCACCUACCUUUCCUACCUAUACCUACAACAGCCAAACAACUAACAAUGGACCACUGUGGAUCCCCCCCCUCUCUGUGUGUUACCACUCGUUCGGAUUACAAUCCAUACAAGUACCUCAUGUAUGCAUCCUUUUGAGAGAUUCACUCCGCGGUCCUGUUACCGGAAGGAAUUAUAUUCUAUCUUUUAUAGCUCGUAAUAGCAUGCUUUGUAAUAGUUAUAGUCCACUCCUUCUUGCUGCCCAGCUUUACUUCUUGCCCCAAUGGGUUGUGGAGGUAAAACUGGCACUAUUCUUAUUGUUUGUUUAAUUCAUUUUAAUUUAUUGAUAUGAUUCUUUGUGUUUGUACCCAUUAGCUGUGCUAAACUGCUUAUCCCAGCUCAGUAAUCGCGCAUUCCUAUAUCAUUACAAAAGCUAUGUAUUGACGAAAGGCAGUUGCUGUUCAAUACGAAUAGAAAACGCAGCAUAACCGAUUGCAUUUCAAUUGUUGCUUUAUCAGUUUUGUUUUUUCUCUUUCUGCAAACCCCUAUUUUCCUCGAGGUUGUGUCGCGAGAGCAACAUAAAUAUCAAAACCACUAAAAUCCAUGAGAUACAUAGGGAAUUAAAAGCAGCGAUUAAUAAAUUGAACGGUUGUUCUGCAGUUGUUGAAGAGAAUGGAGAUAAAUGAAUGUUGAAAAGAAUUUAAUUGAAACGAAAUCUUAGGAUCGGGAAGGCAAAAACCGCAACACAGAAGAACCCAUUUACUUAAUUUAUCAUCAUACACAACACGUGAAACUUUGCUCUGCUGUGAACCAAUGGGGACAAAAAGUGUAGCAGUCUAAAGAGAAACAAACACGGAAUAUUAUUACCGAAUGACCGCCCCAGCAUACAAAAGAAAUCAAGCCUUUCCAUUUGGGGAAGGCACAAUUACAAUAGAAGAGUAAUUUUUUAAAAAAAAGUUUAUCGAAAUAUUUAUGAGCUGUUUGGAAGAUUUGCUAGAAAACGAAACAAAAACACAAAAUGCGAUAUGUUAGAAGCGGUUGGGAUUAGGCUUUUUUCCUCGAGAGAACGAAUAAUUUGGAACGUCCGGGUAAUGGGUUCCAGUGCAUACAAACUAAACACGGAGAAUAUAGAAGAUAUUAAUUUAUGGUAUAUGGUAUUAUGGUAUGGUAACGGCGCCGGUCAUCCAAUCCCAUUCGGACCGUACCCCCGUACGCAGGACUAGCUAUCCAGCUAUGGGCAGAAAUGGCAGGCCAAGACCUCGCCUGAGGUUGUAGUGGCACAUAAGAAGAAGAAUUUAUACUGCAAUGAAAUGAAUGUGAGCAAGCGAAUGCGUGAACAAUUUAGAAGAUUAAAAAUGAAAACCGGAAAGACUUUAGGGUGGGUCAGAGGGGUUGCACUUAAGUGUUUUGUACUAGACGUGCGAGUACGGAAGAAGGUUGACGAGUGCGUUGGCGAAGCCGAUGCUGGAAUAUGCGGUGGAGUUUGCAAACGAUGUUUUGUAACAUAUAUUUAAAUCCAGCUCGUAUUCGCGUCUAUUACUGAAUGAACUUCUUAGUUUCGAAGUUUAUGAUAGUAUCAAUGAUUAAGCACACAAGCACACAGCCGGCGAACACAUGCUCCGAGGACAGUAAAACGAUGCUGUUCUCUUGAAGAGAAUACUACUAAUGUAAGUGGAUGGGUUAAUACCGACCGACAAUUAUAUAUAUAUCUGGCGAUAUGGAGAUCGGUCUUUUAGUGCACGAUUUAACAACAACGCCCGUUCCGGGAUAAAAUCUCGACUGGACCGUGUCCUCCAUACGCACGACAGGAUUGGCUAGCCAGCGUUGGGUAAAUCAAGUCACAGAUGAUGUCCAUAGGUGUGUAGUCACAGUAGCCACUGUAAAUAGUAAACUCGUACGAUUGUUUUGUCUUCUAUCUUCUGCUAGAGAUGACGUUAAGUAAAUAAUACCGGAACGGACUGAAAAGUAAAUGCAAAUGUUUCGAUGGCAUAUGGCGAAAGUGUGCAGCUAUAGCAGAGGGAGAGGAAGAUGAACGAGGGCGGUAUGGCAUCUUCCGAAACUUUGCAUUCGUGUACGUGUAAUAAUUUUAAACAAAUAUUUAAUGCAACACAUAGAAUGGUGGUAGAAUUAGUAGCAUUUAAAAUCUUAAAGAGAGCGCACUAAUGAAUACGCGCGCAUGUUAGGGAAGAAUGAAAGCGCGGACGAAAAUUAUUCAUCUAUGUAGUAAAAAAGGAACAAACUACAUGCAAACGGGGAGUAUUACCGCUUCGAUUCGGCAAAAAAAAACAGAAACGGAUUGGAAUGCAAAUAGUUUUACAGCAUGCGUGUGUUUGUGUGUGUAUGUGUGCGCGUGUGUGUAUACGUAUGAUUUGGGCGCAUUUAUUGAUUAAGUAGGAUGAGAGAUUCCAUCGAAAAAGUGCGCGUUCCUUGUGUGAUUGAUCGAUGUGGUGUAGCAGCGUGUACGUAGCGCAGGUUUGUUUCGUGUAAAUAUUUGAACAAAAGCUGGAAUGGAGCUAAGACGAAAUUGUAAAAGAGUAAUGAAAUCAGAUGGAGUUAAAUUAGAAGACGAUUUAAAAACACAAAUCCACGAAAACAUCGAGAAAGCAAAUAUAUUUUCUCGGGAGAAAAGUA